AAUUAGUAAUACGGUUAUACCCACGCGGUACGUAUGAAUCUUUGUUUACAAAAUACAGCAGCUGAGAAGAGCGUGACAGUAUUGACAAGGAAGAUAAUUAGGAAAAACAUCAAGAUGUUCACAAUUGCUAAGCUUAAGGAACAGUCUUCGAAUACCCCCUACAGAGUACCAAUUAAGGUACAGACAGUAAGUGUUGGUACAACCAACACAUACAUCAGAGAUGGCCAGAAGAAGUCUGCCACAACCAUUGGUUUUGCAGACCAGACCGGUAUCAUAAAGGGGCAGUGCUACGACAGUAGCAAAUUAACCACUAUUAAAGAAAACAGCUCCGUGAUGAUUAGAAAUUAUAUCUUCAGGGACAGUACUAUAAUUAUUACCUCAGCCACAAAGGUUAAUGUCACUAGUGGAGUAGGUGACAUUGACCCAAUCCACAGGAGCCAAGCAGCAGACCUCUCCAGACCACCACCUCCACCAGAAGUUGUAUCUAUUGAAAAGGCAAAGAAAACAACUGCAGAUACAAAUGUAUCUAUCAGGGGAAAAGUCAUCAGAGUGGAUGCUGUCUUAGAGAGAGUCACCCAAAGAACUCAGGAAACGAUCAAACUCAAGCAGAUAUAUAUUCAAGACAGCACUGGGGAAGUAAAAGUCAGCAUGUGGAGAACCCUAGCAGAAACAUCAGUUGAGGUUGGAAAGACGGUGAAAAUAACAUUCCUAAAACUGAACAUUCACAAAGGAGAGAUCAGCCUACAGACCAUCCCUCAAAGUACACUUGAGUUUGUGUCAGAACAACACAGUGUUGUUGUAGAUGGUUUCUACAAGGAGGAAGACGAUAUUGUCCUUGUCUGUAAACAAGAUGAUGUUUACUCGGACUACAAAUGCCCUCUGCAUGCCCUUAAAGAACUAGUUGGUGACGAAGAAGAAGCAGAUUCAGUUAUUGAAGGGAUGAUUCCCUUCAAUGCUGUGAUUGUUGUUUCAGGAAACAACAUGAUUUCAUCAGUGACAAUGGAUUAAAGACACUAUAUAAAGCUGUACAUCAAUAUUAUAGUCUGUCAAAACCCAUACUCCAUUAGAAUUUUCAAUAUACUGCAAAGUUGAGUGCAGUUAUAUUUCUCCAAUUUUUCACUGCCAAAUUGGGUGCAGUACAUAAUGAAAAUUUAAUACAAAAUUUGUCUCAAACAUUUAUUCCAAAAACAGUUAUAUAUUUUAUAAUAUGUACAUGAAAACCACUUUUUCAGAGUUUAUAAUAUACAGCACAUUUUGAAAACACACUGUAUUUUGAAGAAAAUAAUUAAUUUCUAAUAGACACUGGAUACAAAAAAACACACUUUACUAGAAUUUUUAAUAUACACCCAUGUUGAAUUCAUAAUUUAAUAUUUUGAACACAGUUAUGUCCCUUAGACACUGUAAAUCAAAACCCUUUAUUAAAAUUUACAAUGUACUGCAGAAUUGAGUGCAGUUACAUUUCUUCAAAUUUUCACUGCCAAAUUGGGUGCAGUACAUAUUCAGUGUUUUAUACAAAAUCUGUCUGAAAUUUAUAUUUUAAACAAAGUUGAAUAUCUAAUCAGCUGUACGUCAAAACCCACACUUUAUUAGAAUUCUUAAUAUACACCCAUGUUGAGUACAUAAUUUAAUAUUUUGAACACAAUUAUGUCCCUUAGACACUGUUAAUCAAAACCCUUUAUUAAAAUUUUCAAUGUGCUGCAGAAUUGAGUGCAGUUACAUUUCUUCAAAUUUUCACUGCCAAAUUGGGCGCAGUACAUAUUCAGUGUUUAAUACAAAAUCUGUCUAUGCAAUUUAUAUUUUAAAAAGUUGAAUAUCUAAUCAGCUGUAUGUCAAAAACCACACUUUAUUAGAAUUUUUUAUAUACACCCAUGUUGAGUACAUAAUUUAAUAUUUUGAACACAGUUAUGUCCCUUAGACACUGUUAAUCAAAACCCUUUAUUAAAAUUUUCAAUGUGCUGCAGAGUUGAGUGCAGUUACAUUUCUUCAAAUUUUCACUGCCAAAUUGGGUGCAGUACAUAAUGAGAGUAUAUACAAAACCCGUCUAAAAAACUUGUAUUUUUUAACAAAGUUAAAUACCUUAUCAUCUAAACAUCAAAAACACUUUAUUAGAAUUCUUAAUCUACACCAAUGUUGAGUACAUUACUUAAUAUUUUGAACACAGUUAUGUCCCUUAGACACUAAAUAAAAACUCUUUAUAAAAGUUUUACAAUGUACUGCAGAGUUGAGUGCAGUUACAUUUCUUUAAAUUUUCACUGCCAAAUUGGGCGCAGUUCACAAC
Messenger RNA from Mytilus trossulus (common blue mussel), 2278 nucleotides. RefSeq lists its product as uncharacterized. The record is from RefSeq and is a predicted model, not a curated record. The transcript has 4 exons. The coding region runs from base 34 to 1008 and encodes 324 amino acids. Lineage: Eukaryota; Metazoa; Mollusca; Bivalvia; Mytilida; Mytilidae.